Molecule: messenger RNA, 2271 nt
Organism: Zygotorulaspora mrakii
Lineage: Eukaryota; Fungi; Ascomycota; Saccharomycetes; Saccharomycetales; Saccharomycetaceae
Gene: CRS1
Product: cysteine--tRNA ligase
Exons: 1
Coding region: 1-2271 (756 amino acids)
Biological process (GO): cysteinyl-tRNA aminoacylation
Cellular component (GO): cytoplasm
Molecular function (GO): ATP binding; cysteine-tRNA ligase activity
Source: RefSeq, a predicted model, not a curated record
AUGAAACUUUUGAAGAGGUACAUUAGUAGCGUGAUGUCUAGUAAUAAAAUAGUUCAGCCAAAGUGGUAUUCACCAGAAAGAAAUGAUAACAAGCCGGUGUUAAAACUUUAUAAUAGUUUAACACGCCAGAAGGAUGUCUUUUUACCAAAAUCUGGUACAAAAGCGGUUUCAUGGUAUUCUUGCGGUCCUACAGUAUAUGAUGCUUCACACAUGGGUCAUGCAAGAAAUUAUGUGUCGAUCGACAUAAAUAGAAGGAUUAUGAGUGAUUAUUUUGGUUACAAUGUAAAAUUUGUGCAAAACGUUACUGAUAUCGAUGAUAAAAUUAUCAUUGGGGCAAGGCAGAAUUAUCUUUUUGAAACCUAUGUGGACAAAACGAGGAAAGAAGAUUCUUUGUCUGAUGUUGAGACUGCUUUGGAGGAGUAUUUGAUGAAAAAUUUGAGAAGCACCAAUGGUGAGGUGAGAACUUGCGAGCAAUUCAACAAUUGGAUUAAAAGCGUAGAUUUCGAGGAUGAAAAAUUGAAUAGUCCAAAAUUUCCUAUGUAUGUAACCGCGAUUAAAAAGACCAUUGAUGGUUUGAAAGAUGUUGAAGGGGAGAAAUAUUACCAGAACGUUAGAGAUGUGCUGAUGCCUUAUUUAGAUAAGAAGAAAGGAAGUUCUAUUAAUGACCCAGAGAUCUUCCGUAAAUUACCGGCUUAUUGGGAGGGAAGGUUUGAUGAUGAUAUGAGAAGACUGAAUGUUUUACCUCCAAGUCUUACUACAAGAGUUUCGGAAUAUGUUCCUGAGAUUGUAGAGUUUGUUGCCAAGAUUAUUGCGAAUGGUUAUGCAUAUGCCACCGAAGACGGUUCUGUUUAUUUUGACACUCUUAAAUUCGAUAAAUCGGAUAGACAUUAUUAUGCUAAGAAUCAGCCAUGGAAUAAAGGGCACCUGGAUUUGAUUAGUGAGGGAGAAGGCAGUUUGAGUGUUAGUUUAGGAGGAAAGAGAUCUGCUAGCGAUUUUGCCCUUUGGAAAGCUUCGAAACCUGGUGAACCUAGAUGGGAAUCACCGUGGGGGUUGGGAAGACCCGGUUGGCACAUUGAAUGUUCAGUUAUGGCAAGUGAUAUUUUAGGUGAAAGCAUGGAUAUUCAUUCUGGUGGAAUAGAUUUGGCUUUUCCUCAUCACGAUAAUGAAUUGGCGCAAUCUGAAGCUUGUUUUGACUGUAAACAAUGGGUUAAUUAUUUUUUGCAUACAGGACAUCUCCACAUAGAAGGUCAAAAAAUGUCAAAAUCACUUAAAAAUUUUAUUACUAUUGAGGAAGCAUUAAAUAAAUCCAGUCCUAGGCAAUUAAGACUUGCAUUCGCAUCAGCUCAAUGGAAUAAUCAGUUAGACUUCAAGGAAAGUUUGUUGAGUGAGGUUAAGAACUUAGAGAGCUCUUUUACUAAUUUCUUCAAUAACGUAAGAGCCUUAAAGAGAGAUGCGCAACAGCAGUACCAUGCUUCAAAAAAGAUAGGAGAGUUAGAGAGGCAACUGAUUAUGAAUUUAGAAGAAUGUGAAGAGAAAGUCGAAAUAGCGUUUUGUGAUAAUCUAUCAACUCCUCAAGCGAUAAAAGCUUUAAGUGAAUUGGUAAGUGUCACAAACAGUUAUAUAUUCAAAGCUGGUGUUGACAUAAGGAUAGAGGUACUUGUUGAUGUUACUAAAUUUGUUAGUAAAAUUUUGGGCGUUAUCGGAAUUCCAAUGAGAUCUGAUGGUUUAGGAUGGGAGAACGAGGAUUCGUCUGAUGUCGCAAAUAAAGAGGAUGUAAUUGCCCCAUUUGUUAAAUGUCUCUCUGGGUUUAGGGAUGAAGUGCGGAAGUUGGCAAUAAGUAAGGCUGAUUUUAAGAAGUAUCUUGAAUUAACUGAUAACGUAAGAGAUAACGAGUUGUUAAAGUUGAAUGUUAGUUUGGAUGAUAGAAACGGGCAGUCGGCGUUGGUGAAGUUUAUAACGGAUGAAGAAAAAACAAAGCUGAUCGAGGUCCAGAAAGAGGAAGUUGCUAAUAGGAAAAAGAAAGAAAGUGAAUACUUGGCCAGAAAAUUGGAACAGGAGGCAAAGGAGAAGGAAAGGAUUGAAAAGGUAAGUAUUUCUCCGUUGUUAAUGUUUAAGGAUUCUUCUUUAUAUUCAGAGUGGGAUAUCGAGGGUAUUCCGACAAAGGACGUUGAUGGUAACCAAAUUACCAAAAGUAUGACAAAGCGUCUGAAGAAACUGUGGAUUCAGCAGGAGAAGCUCUAUAGUAGUUUAAACAAAAAUAACUCUAAGUAA